AUGGUGAUGGUGGAGAUGCAGCGUGAUCGGAGAUUGUGGGCGAGGUGGAGUUGGACCGAAGGUGGAGGAAGAGAAGAUGAGGAGGCUUUUGCCGGAGUGAAAGAUAAAAGAGGGGGAAUUGGAGAGCUUGAGCCGGAUGAACGUGAGUGGCCAUUGUUGAAAGCCCAUUUGCUUGCUUACAAUAGAGAGAUUGAAUUGGCGAGAAGGGGGUUUAAUGAGCUGCUGAAAAUUGAUCCUUUUCGUGUGGAGGCAUAUCAUGGUCUGGCGACAGCAGCUUCUCAAGAGGAGUCAAGUGAGGAAUUGGAGAAAAUUGAGAAGAAGGUGGAGGAAGCGAUGAAAUUAUGUAAAAAGGAGAAUAGGAAAAGUGAUUUAAGGGAUUUCAAGCUCUUAUUUGCUCAGAUCCGUGUGAUCGAGGGAAAUUACGAUGAGGCAUUGAAGGUAUAUGAGGAGUUGGUGAGAGAAGAGCCAAGGGAUUUCAGACCAAUAUGA
This is a messenger RNA of Fraxinus pennsylvanica, 489 nucleotides long. Lineage: Eukaryota; Viridiplantae; Streptophyta; Magnoliopsida; Lamiales; Oleaceae. The record is from the annotation of a GenBank genome assembly.